CGAGCAGACAGGACGGACUCCAGUUUUUCCUUCACUCAAAACAGCGCGCUGUCAAAAAUAAGGUCGCCAGAGCACAGACCCCGGGAGAAGAGGAGCCCCGGAGCAGUGUCAAGGUAGGUGACUGGGUGCGAGUGAAAGUCCACAAGAGAAAGUGGACCGAGCCCAGGUGGCUUGGACCGUAUGAAGUGAGGGAGGUUACCUCACACUCUGUCCAAGUAAAAGGCCGGGCAGGAGCUGCUUGGCACCACCUGACACAUUGUGCCCCAGCACCUACACCUUCCCGUGAUUUGAGGGAAGUUAGAGCUGAUUUGAUCAACAAUGCCGCUCCCAUUCAAACUUAGGCAAUCAGGCCAAGGGAGUGAACCCAGACAAAAAUACUACUAUGGAUGCACAUGGAAGGUCUGGGUAGGUAUGCUAAUAUCUACAGCCAUACUCGUUAUGUUGUUAUUUUGGUUCAUAGAUACCAAAUAUGACAGAGGAAGGUUCAGGUGACUAGAACAAAGGGACAGAUCACAUUGUCAUUUAUUAGGGGAUACACAAGCACAGCCCUAUUAGACCUAUGCGACAUAGUGCCAUGCACCACCAAAGACAGAAGAGAGGAAGUUAUAUACAGUACAUAUGCGUCAUGACCAACUCAGACAAGUGGUGUAGCAGUUGGAAGUGUGCCAUAGCUAACACAGGCUCAGAUUGGGGAAAUGUGGGAUGUGAACCAUAUGAUACAAUGCACCUUACGAUAACACAUAGGGACCUGAAAUCCAGACUGAGUGUAGGUAGAAAGCAGGAAGGACGAUGCCAGGAACAGAAAUGUAAUCCUAUAUAUGUGAUGUUGAAGGAUCCAAAACCAGAGGAUGCAGGGACUUAUGUUAUGGGAUUGUAUGCUGAAGGGAAAGAUCCAUUAGGACAGUUCAUCAUUCGAGUCACAGACCCAUGGAGUAAUAAUACACCGUCCACAUCCAUUACUGCCCAGGUUGACGCAAUGAACACAGGUAUGGGUGUCCUGAAAGACUCUAAAGGGCCAUUAGUAAAAUAUUUGAACCUAGAGGACUUUACCAUUGAGGAAAGGUUGGAGAUGGAAACUGGUUUCACACCCUCAGGUAACACGUGGCUCAAAAUGAUGAAAUAUACUGCUAGAACGCAUAAAAUGUCUGACUGUGUUAUCUGUGCUAAAGCAAGACCUCAUUUGGGGACAGUACCAUUCCCACUCUCACCUGUGGACGACCUUAUUGGUUAUAAUUGUAUGUUAAGUCUUUACAGUGAUGUGACCAUGGAAAGUGAUGUCUGCAGGACCCUGUCUCUCCUGUAUCCCAGAGUGUGUGCAAUACAACCGCCUCCAGGAGUGGUCGCCUACCCUCGUAACUAUACUUGCAUCACACAACCCGACAGCUCUACCAUGAAUGUGGGACACCUACCAAAGAAGUUUUGUAUGUACACCUACAACACAUCUUCGUUCGUUCCCAAUGUCACACAGUCAAUGUUUAACAAUCAGAGUAAGGGACUCGCUGAUGUCUGGUGGAUGUGUGGGACACAGCCCCGCCUUAGACCAUCCUUACCUGCUAAAUGGGGGGGAACCUGCGCCUAAGUGUCCCUAUUAUUGCCGAUUACCAUGCUUCCUAUUAGCGCAGGGAAGCUAGAGGAGACAGUACAGUCUACCUACCACAAACAUUCCUUGAAGAGGGCUAAAAGAGACACUGACUUGGGUUUUGGUACAUGGGGAGAUCCAAGCACCCCGUUCGGGUCUAUAGAUAGUACGGUGUAUAUAGAUGCAAUUGGAAUACCAAGGGGUGUACCAGAGGAGUUCAAAGCUCAGAAUCAGAUAGCAAAGGGUUUUGAGUCUAUACUGCCCUGGAUAACUACAAACAAGAAUGUGGACUGGAUACAUUAUAUAUACUACAACCAGCAGAGGUUUUUGAACCGGACUAGGGAUGGCCUGAGGGGUGUGUCCGAACAAUUAGCCACCUCCUCACUCAUGGCAUUUCAGAACCGUAUGGCACUGGACAUGUUGUUGGCAGAAAAAGGGGGUGUGUGUUUGGAGAUGCUUGUUGUACAUUUAUUCUCAAUAAUACUGCCCCGGAUGGUAGCAUCACUAGAGCCUUGGAGGGGUUGACCUCUCUAGCCAAUGAACUAGCAGAGAACUCAGGUGUGGCUGAAAACCCCAUCACCAGUUGGCUGGAGGACGUUUUUGGCAAAUACAAAGCAAUUGUGCUCUCCAUGCUUAUGUCCGUGGCAGUGGUUGUGGGCAUAUUGGUGUGUUGUGGAUGCUGUUGCAUCCCUUGUUGUCGCACUCUGGUGAACAGAUGGAUUGAUGUGGCACUGACCAAAAAAGAUCCCCAGAAAGAUGCUCCUCCAGCCUACUCCAUGCUCCUGUUGGGGAUGGAGGAUGGUGAUGAGACUGAUUCGGACAAUGAAGGAAGUGAAUCACCAAUGUAAUGCUAUGCUAUAUUAAUCUUGCUUCUUCUUCCGCUAGUGCGGCCAAUUAUUUACCAGUUUCAGGGCCAUAUAAUCCUAAGCUUAGUAGUAUUCACACCUGAGGUGUGAAAAGGGGGAUCUGUAAGAAAUAAAAAUAAUCAGUCAAGCUGGCUAUGCUUUAUGAGGAUACAAAUCAUAGUUGAAUUAUAGUUG
Perca flavescens (yellow perch) is the source of this 2619-nucleotide messenger RNA. RefSeq lists its product as uncharacterized. The record is from RefSeq and is a predicted model, not a curated record. The coding region runs from base 560 to 1579 and encodes 339 amino acids. The transcript has 2 exons. Lineage: Eukaryota; Metazoa; Chordata; Actinopteri; Perciformes; Percidae.